This is a messenger RNA of Thalassophryne amazonica, 2002 nucleotides long. RefSeq names its product high-affinity choline transporter 1-like. Lineage: Eukaryota; Metazoa; Chordata; Actinopteri; Batrachoidiformes; Batrachoididae. The record is from RefSeq and is a predicted model, not a curated record. Gene Ontology annotation, cellular component: plasma membrane. The transcript has 9 exons. The coding region runs from base 222 to 1931 and encodes 569 amino acids. Gene Ontology annotation, molecular function: choline:sodium symporter activity. Gene Ontology annotation, biological process: choline transport; transmembrane transport; acetylcholine biosynthetic process.
AGGAAGAGUGGGAGGGAGAGAGCUAUGUACAGUAAACCCACUGGUGUUGGCAGUACAAACAGUAAGAAUAUGAAAGCCAGUGUUCGAGCCCCUCCCCAAAAAAAGAACCAGGCAUUUACUAUCAGGACCUUCUUGUGUCUCCUUCUUAUUGUUGUGACAGCUGCUUCUGAGGCCCGUGCAUCCAGUUUUGGAGCUUUCCUAGCAUUUGAAAGAAGACAAAGAUGGCAGUGAACUGGAUAGGACUCCUGUCCAUAGGAGUGUUUUAUGUGAUGGUACUUGGCUUGGGCAUUUGGGCGUCCAGAAAGUCCAAACGUGAAGAACAGAAGUGUACUGCAAAGCGCAGCGAAGUUGCCAUGGUCGGAGGACGAAACCUAAACAUCUGGGUUAGCAUCUUUACCAUGACAGCUACUUGGGUUGGAGGAGGCUACAUUAUGGGUACUGCCGAAAUAGUCUACGAUCCUACAAAGGGCUUGGUUUGGGCCGUUGGCCCUCCUGCCUUCUGUUUAAAUCUUCUUAUAGGUGCGGUGUUCCUUGUCAAACCUAUCCGGGCGAAAAACUAUGUCACCAUCAUGGACCCAUUUCAAGAGAAAUAUGGCAACACUAUCGCUGCUAUCCUUUUCAUUCCCGCUCUGAUAGCAGACAUCUUGUGGGUAGCGUGCAUUCUUGGUGCACUUGGUAAGGACGUUAAGCUAGUGGUCAUGGAUAUCAACUCCACACUGUCUGUGGCCAUUUCUGCAGCCGUGGCUAUUGUUUACACAUUAAUGGGAGGUCUGUAUUCUGUGGCCUAUACUGAUGUCAUUCAGCUGAUCUUCAUGUUCCUCGGUUUGUGGGUCUGUGUCCCGUUUAUCCUGAUGAGCCCAUUCGCUGCCAACGUCACGAUUGCCGCAGUGACAAAGUGGAACCAGGAGCCGUGGCUUGGCAAGGUGCAGCUUGAAGACUCUGGCAACUGGAUAGACGACUUUCUGCUACUGGUAAUUGGAGGCAUAUGCUACCAGGCCUUAUACCAAAGAAUCCUGUCCACAGCCACGGAUACUCAAGCAAAGAUCACCCUUUUUGCUGGUUCGAUUUUAUGCGUAGUCCUUGGUGUCCCAUCAAUCCUCAUUGGAGCAGUGGCAGCAUCUACUGAUUGGAACCAGACGUCCUUCGGUUCACCGAGCCCAUUUGAACAAGGCAAAAGUGGAAUGAUUUUGCCAAUUGCUCUCCAAUAUCUGUGCCCCUUCUACGUCUCUUUGUUUGCUAUGGGAGCACUUGCAGCUGCUGUGAUGUCAUCAGUUGACUCCGCCCUUCUGUCUGCUGCGUCUGAACUGGGCCGGAAUAUUUUUAAGAACAUUAUCUACAAAAAGGCAUCAGAAAAACACAUUCUUGUGACAGUUAAAGCAUCCAUCCUCUUGUGUGGGCUGUUGGGAGCAGGUCUGGCCAUGACAUCAUCUUCCAUUAGCCUGUUUUGGAUUUUCAGCUGUGACGUCUUGUACUCAUUGAUGUCCGCCCAGGUGAUGUGUAUCCUCUUCCUACCUAAUCGGGUCAACCACUGCGGGGCCUGUACUGGCUUUGUAGUUGGCCUGUUGCUACGGGCUUUGGUUGGUGAACCCAUACUGGGAAUUCCUGACAUCCUACCCUUACCCUGGGACAAGAUACAGGAGGAUGGUCACCGUCGCCGCUUGUUCCCUUUUCGUACGGCCAUAAUGCUAAUUAGUUUUGCGGCUAUUUUAGUUACAUCACAUUUCAUGGCUUGGUUAUGUGAGAAAGGAGUUCUGAAAAUGAACCUUCAUGUUGCAACAGACUCAAUUGGUGUCAAUCAUCAGGGAAGCAUGAAUAACAAAGAUGACGAAGUGCCGGAUAGGGAACUCGUGCCCUUAUCAUCACAGAGCAGGAAUGAAGAAGGGAACAGCUGUUUUAGCGGCAAUGGGGAUAUCUUGAGGGACUCAAGCUAGUAUUGGGAGACUGUAAAACCUGCUUAAACAGAAUUUUGCAAGCAGUAUACAACACCCAUAUGGAUGCCAUG